Messenger RNA from Drosophila erecta, 5685 nucleotides. RefSeq names its product gamma-aminobutyric acid type B receptor subunit 2 (gene GABA-B-R3). Gene Ontology annotation, cellular component: G protein-coupled receptor heterodimeric complex; membrane. Lineage: Eukaryota; Metazoa; Arthropoda; Insecta; Diptera; Drosophilidae. Bases 521 to 4450 code for a protein of 1309 amino acids. The transcript is spliced from 11 exons. Gene Ontology annotation, molecular function: G protein-coupled GABA receptor activity. Gene Ontology annotation, biological process: gamma-aminobutyric acid signaling pathway; G protein-coupled receptor signaling pathway. The record is from RefSeq and is a predicted model, not a curated record.
GCGAGUCGUCAGACAAAAGCAGCGCGACUUGGACGGCGGCCAACAGUUGCGGUCUGGAGCUCAUCCAUAAUUAGACAAAACUUUUUGCUACGAAAAGUGACUGAAACUUACAAGGAAAGAGAAAGCACAGCAAAUUGCGAAUGGCGUGUAGUUUCUUGCCGUGUUACUCAAUCGUGUCAAUCGGACCUAUCGAGAAACUCCUUAGCAUUGCAUACUUUUAUGGGCGAAUGCCUGGCAGAGUGAAUGUGCAAAAAGAUACAAAAUGCGAGCAAAAGUGAAGCCAAUAAAAGGGCGAUAAAAUUGACGCCGAUACAGGAGGAAGGAGCAGAAGGAAGAGCCGCUCGUCGGAAGAGACACGAUAAGCGUAUCCUGUCGGCAGAGUGCAUAAAAAGGCGAUAUAUAUUCCGGUGUCCUGUGCUGUGCGGCUCGUGUGGCUCGUGUUUGUUUGUUGCUGCAGCCUCUGAUAGCCGACGAUUCCAAUGCCUUGGUGAUUAAUGGGCCAUUGGCCAUUGCCGACGGGAUGCGCAUAAUUCAACCGGUCCAAAGGGCCAGAUACGGUCCCGGUCCAUGGCCGGCCGUGGGACUGAGGCUAGUCCUGGCCCUUGCCUGGGCCACGUCGGCAGCGGCUGCCAUGGAGUCAUCAGCCGAGCUGCAGGCCCUGGGCUACGAGGCAAUUAGGCCAGGUGCUGCCUCAAUUAGCACAUACAGCCCGUCCAGCUCGCCACCCGGAGAAUCGGCAGCGACGGUGGCUGCCGGGGGGAUUCCGGUGCCACCGCGCUCCGAUUGGAAGUACAAACGGACGAAAGUCAAGCGCCGGCAGCAGCGCCUCAAUUCGCACAGCAACCUGCCUGGAAGCACCAAUGCCUCCCACGCCCACCACCUCCUGAAUCUUCCACCCAGGCAGCGAUACUUGAAGGUCAAUCAGGUGUUCGAGAGCGAGCGCCGCAUGUCGCCGGCCGAAAUGCAGCGCAAUCAUGGCAAAAUCGUCCUCCUCGGACUCUUUGAGCUGUCCACGUCGCGGGGACCACGUCCGGAUGGUCUCAGCGAACUGGGGGCUGCCACCAUGGCCGUGGAGCACAUCAACCGCAAGCGCCUGCUGCCGGGCUACACCCUCGAGCUCGUGACCAACGAUACUCAGUGCGAUCCUGGAGUGGGCGUGGAUCGCUUCUUCCACGCCAUCUACACGCAGCCCUCGACGAGGAUGGUGAUGCUGCUGGGAUCGGCCUGCUCGGAGGUUACCGAGAGCCUGGCGAAGGUGGUGCCGUACUGGAACAUCGUGCAGGUAUCCUUCGGUUCCACCUCGCCGGCGUUGAGCGACAGGCGGGAGUUCCCCUACUUCUACAGGACCGUGGCCCCGGAUUCCUCGCACAACCCGGCGCGCAUCGCCUUCAUCCGAAAGUUUGGCUGGGGCACGGUGACCACUUUCUCGCAGAACGAGGAGGUUCACUCGCUGGCGGUGAACAACCUGGUCACCGAACUGGAGGCGGCCAACAUAUCCUGUGCCGCCACCAUCACCUUUGCGGCCACCGACUUCAAGGAGCAGCUGCUGCUACUCAGGGAGACGGACACGCGCAUCAUCAUCGGCAGCUUCUCGCAGGAGCUGGCCCCCCAGAUCCUGUGCGAGGCCUACAGGCUUCGGAUGUUCGGGGCGGACUACGCCUGGAUCCUCCACGAGAGCAUGGGUGCUCCGUGGUGGCCGGACCAGCGCACCGCCUGCUCUAACCACGAACUGCAGCUGGCCGUCGAGAACCUCAUCGUGGUCUCGACGCACAACAGCAUCGUCGGAAAUAACGUGAGCUACAGUGGACUGAACAAUCACAUGUUCAACUCCCAGCUGCGCAAGCAGUCCGCCCAGUUCCACGGCCAGGAUGGACUUGGCUCCGGCGCUGGCUCUGGCUCCAGGAUCAGUAUUGCUGCACCGCAUUCUGGUUCUCGCCGGCGGCGGAGGAGAGGCCUGGGAGGCGUCGGCGGAGGACACCUCUUUCCGGAGGCGAUCUCGCAGUACGCGCCGCAAACCUACGACGCCGUGUGGGCAAUAGCACUGGCCUUGAGAGCCGCCGAGGAGCACUGGCGGCGAAACGAGGAGCAGUCGAAGCUGGACGGAUUCGAUUACACCCGCAGCGACAUGGCCUGGGAGUUCCUGCAGCAAAUGGGCAAGCUCCACUUCCUGGGAGUGUCGGGCCCCGUGUCCUUCAGCGGCCCAGAUCGCGUUGGCACCACUGCCUUCUAUCAAAUCCAGCGCGGUCUGCUGGAACCGGUGGCCCUCUACUAUCCGGCCACGGACGCCCUUGACUUCCGGUGUCCCCGCUGCCGGCCGGUGAAGUGGCACAGCGGGCAGGUGCCCAUUGCGAAGCGGGUGUUCAAGCUGCGGGUGGCCACCAUCGCACCACUGGCCUUCUACACCAUCGCCACCCUCUCCAGCGUGGGAAUCGCCCUGGCCAUCGCCUUCCUGGCGUUCAAUCUGCAUUUUCGGAAGCUCAAGGCAAUUAAACUUUCCAGCCCGAAGCUGAGCAACAUCACCGCAGUGGGCUGCAUCUUUGUGUACGCCACCGUCAUCCUUUUGGGUCUGGACCACUCGACGCUGCCCUCGGCGGCGGACUCCUUCGCUACGGUCUGCACGGCCCGCGUCUAUCUGCUCUCCGCCGGAUUCUCGUUGGCCUUUGGAUCGAUGUUUGCCAAGACCUACAGAGUUCACCGGAUAUUCACGCGCACCGGCAGCGUUUUCAAGGACAAAAUGCUGCAGGACAUCCAGCUGAUCCUGCUCGUCGGCGGAUUGCUUCUGGUGGACGCGCUGCUCGUGACCCUUUGGGUGGUCACCGAUCCCAUGGAGCGGCAUCUGCACAACCUGACGCUCGAGAUCAGUGCGACUGAUAGAAGCGUCGUUUACCAGCCUCAGGUUGAGGUUUGCCGUUCGCAGCACACGCAAACGUGGCUAAGUGUCCUGUACGCCUACAAAGGUCUACUUCUGGUGGUGGGAGUCUAUAUGGCCUGGGAGACGCGCCACGUCAAGAUCCCUGCUCUCAAUGAUUCACAGUACAUCGGAGUGUCGGUCUACAGUGUGGUCAUCACCAGCGCCAUCGUCGUGGUUCUGGCCAACUUGAUUUCGGAGCGAGUCACCCUGGCCUUCAUCACAAUCACAGCUCUGAUUUUAACCAGCACCACGGCCACUCUUUGCCUGCUUUUCAUCCCAAAGCUCCACGACAUCUGGGCAAGAAACGACAUUAUCGACCCGGUUAUCCACAGCAUGGGCCUUAAAAUGGAGUGCAACACACGCAGAUUCGUGGUGGAUGAUCGCCGAGAACUGCAGUACCGGGUGGAGGUGCAAAACAGGGUGUACAAAAAGGAAAUCCAGGCCCUGGACGCCGAGAUUCGAAAGCUGGAGAGGCUGCUUGAGUCGGGUCUAACCACCACCUCCACCACAACGUCGUCGUCCACCUCACUCCUAACGGGAGGAGGUCACUUAAAGCCGGAACUGACGGUGACCAGUGGAAUCUCGCAAACCCCGGCUGCCAGUAAAAACAGAACACCAAGUAUCUCGGGAAUACUGCCGAAUCUCCUGCUCUCCGUGCUGCCACCUGUGAUUCCCCGGGCCAGUUGGCCCUCGGCGGAGUACAUGCAGAUCCCGAUGAGGCGCUCCGUGACCUUCGCCUCCCAGCCCCAACUAGAAGAGGCCUGCCUGCCCGCACAGGACUUGAUUAACCUCCGUUUAGCCCAUCAGCAGGCCACGGAGGCUAAGACGGGCUUGAUAAACCGAUUACGAGGGAUAUUUUCUCGCACCACCUCGAGCAACAAGGGAUCCACGGCCAGCUUGGCGGACCAAAAGGGUCUGAAGGCGGCCUUCAAAUCGCACAUGGGUCUGUUCACCCGUCUGAUUCCCUCCUCGCAAACGGCGUCCUGCAAUGCCAUAUACAAUAAUCCAAAUCAGGAUUCCAUUCCCUCGGAGUCGUCCUCCCACCCGAAUGGUAACCACCUAAAGCCCAUCCAUAGGGGUUCAUUGACCAAAAGCGGUACACACCUGGAUCACCUUACCAAGGACCCGAAUUUCCUGCCCAUCCCCACUAUUUCGGGGGGUGAGCAGGGGGACCAAACGUUGGGUGGCAAGUACGUGAAGCUGCUGGAGACCAAGGUGAACUUCCAAUUGCCUAGCAACCGGAGACCUUCGGUGGUGCAGCCGCCGCCCAGUCUAAGGGAAAGGGUAAGGGGUUCGCCACGCUUUCCACACCGCAUCCUGCCGCCCACCUGUAGUCUCAGCGCCCUGGCGGAAUCCGAGGACCGUCCCGGAGAUAGCAGCUCCAUCUUGGGCAGCUGCAAGUCCAUUCCUCGCAUUUCCCUGCAGCAGGCCACCAGUGGAGGCACCUGGAAAUCCAUGGAAACAGCGGGCAAGUCGAGGCUUUCCCUCGGCGAUUCACAGGAAGAGGAGCAGCAGUCGCCUGCGAAUGGCACGGAGUAAAUGAGAUGCCCUGUCCACAGACCACUGUCUACUGUCCACUGUCCACAGUCCAAAUCCAAGUCCUCGUCAAUUAGAAGCGAAACACCAAGCAAUUAUUUUAUCACACGCCCACAAAAUCUGCCCCAGAAUAGCGCGUGUGCAACUGACCAAUCAUCAGCUUAAAGCAAUCAAACGCAUUAGGGUAAAAAGCUAGAUAAGUCACGAUAGGAACCCCCCCUUCCUCGACAAGUUCACAUAGCUAGUCAUUUUCCUGAACUUAGCAGAAUCAGCUACACAGAGAAAACUGCAGGCACAUUGUGCUCUGCCUAGAAGUAGAAAAAUUUACAAUGUAAACUAAGAAAUUUGUGAAAUGGUAGAACUUAUCUUGAUAUAUUCGCGUUGAGUCUAUGUUUUCGAUAUCAGCAAGGUUUUCUGAGAACUACCAUCAGUAUUCGCCUCGGGGUGCCAAAUGUUUAGCAAAAUGCCUCUAUAUUUUUUAGACUAUUUCUUGAUAAUCAUUUCCUAAGGCCUAGUGUAGUGUUCCUUUACUAAGCAUGGAUAUUAUUUCCUCAAGAUAGCUUUAGGUCAUUAAAAAAUGUUACUCUCAUUUGUGUCUUUAAAUUAAUAAGAUAACAUCGAGGUCGUUUAAGCUUAGUCUUAGACCCAAUCGCAUCUCUCUGUGUAGAACUCCUCCGCAAUGUGAUUGACCCUGGGCCGCGUAGGACCAUCAUCUAGGUUAAGUAGAUGCGUUUGUCGGCCAGUUUCCAGUAUCCAGUAUCCAUUCCCAGCCAGUUGUGAUCAACCCGCUCCUUAACCCCUUGCAACUUAUCAUCCUCCUAGUCGUAAGUAGCUGCAUUAGUGUUUGUUUUCUUGUUGUUGUGCCGCCGCAGGACGGCUGUAUCUGCGGUGUAUCUACAGUGUAUCCAGUGAGCAAUACUAAGAAUCGUACUUAAAGUUAGAACCUAGCAUCAGCCGAGAUCCAGAACCAGAAGCAGAACCAGAAGCAGAAUCAGAGUAGAGCAGGGGUUGGCAGCCAGUGAGUAUGAUUAAUCAUCGCAGACUAACCUUGAAUCGUGCAAGAGUCCAGAGAUGUUAGGGCGAAAGCCAAAACACUUGAGAACUGCUCAAGACUAAGUCGUAAGUUUUAGCAUUGUAAUCCCAAUCGACUUCAAUCCACACGCCACACUCCUGCAAUCCAAAGUCCACCUACCCACCACUCGGAUAACUUGAAUAAACAGAGAAGUCUAAGCAGAAAU